Messenger RNA from Thalassophryne amazonica, 1081 nucleotides. It is a transcript of the gene rcn2, whose product is annotated as reticulocalbin 2. Gene Ontology annotation, cellular component: endoplasmic reticulum. The record is from RefSeq and is a predicted model, not a curated record. Gene Ontology annotation, molecular function: calcium ion binding. The transcript is spliced from 8 exons. NCBI's taxonomy places the organism in Eukaryota, Metazoa, Chordata, Actinopteri, Batrachoidiformes, Batrachoididae. Bases 66 to 992 code for a protein of 308 amino acids.
GAAGUGUAUGUGUUAACAGUGGGUGCCUGACAGUGUCGUAAAGCUUUCUGCGGAGAACUUUGACGAUGGUGUCCUCUGCAGUCAUGUCCCUGACGUUGUUGUGGCUUCAGUUUGGGACUGGAAUAAGUUCUCAUAAACAUGAAGAUCAUUAUAUUAGUCAACAGCACAACCCUGAAUACGACAUGAAUGUCCUGUUGGGCGAUGAGGACACAGAAGAGAUAAAGAAACUUAGUCCAGUGGAGCAAAGGAAAAAAAUGAUGGAAAUUAUAAAGAAGAUUGAUACAAAUUCUGACAAUCUGCUGAAUGCAGAGGAGCUCAUUUCGUGGAUACAGCAAGUCUACAGAAAAUAUGCUCUGGAGGAUGCAGAGGAGCGAUUCCUGAAAUUCGACACAAAUAAAGAUGGAGUUGUAACGUGGGAGGAAUACAGUACGGUUGCUCAUGGACAGCUCCUUAAUUUGGAUGACAACACUGAGGAUCCCGAAGAACAGUCUCUCAGACAUCUCCUUCUAAAAGAGAAGAGACGCUUUGAUUUUGCAAAUGUGGAUGGUUCUAUGGGUCUGAAUGUGACAGAGUUUCUUGCCUUCACUCAUCCAUCUGAAGUGGAUCACAUGGCUGAUUUUGCCAUUGAAGAUGUGUUGAGUGAGUAUGACACUGAUAAAGAUGGGCUGAUACAUCUCAGUGAAUUUAUUGGAGAUGUCCGUGGUGAAGAGGACACACCUUCACAGUGGGAGAUUGAAGAAACUGUGCGGUUUAAUGAGCUCUAUGAUGAAGACAAAGAUGGCGUGUUGAAUCGAGCAGAGCAGCUCCGCUGGGUUGCCCCAAACGGCUACGGUUCUGCCCGAGAAGAGGCGCUUCACCUCAUUAAGGAAAUGGACCUUGAUGAAGACGGGCAGCUGUCACAGGCUGAGAUUUUGAACAAUCAAGAAUUGUUCAUGAACAGUGAAGUGACGGACUAUGGGCGGCAGUUACAUGUAUCACAUGAUGAAUUAUGAAAACAGUCUCAUAUUCUUGUGUGUUUUGUUAUUAUUUUAUUUUAGUAUUUUCUAUGCGUGUCUGAGAUUAAAAUUGGUCAUGGUGAGAU